AUGGAGAGCUUGGAGGAUUGCAUUUGGGGCAGAUCUAAUUGGAAUGCAUAUACGGAGGAGCUGGUUGGAGCAAUUAGAGUCGAUGAAGGAGUUCUUUUGGAAAGAAUUAAUAUUGUUAGAGAAAGUAUUGGUCGACAGAUUCGGGAGGCGGUUGAACAACAUCAUCCUCGUUUGGUAGAACAGGCAAGUGCUCUGCAAAAUUUGGAUCGCGUGCAAGCAACUAUCAACCGUGAAAUGUCUCAUCUGUACAAGGGAUGUAAUGAAUUGGGUGAAAGAUUUCAGUUUGAAUACGAAAAAUUAUGUCAUAUGACAAAUAGACUUGAACAACUGUAUGCAUUAAGGCGAACUUUGGCGUCAGCUAACAGAUGCGAACAGCUAGUUGGGAAACUCGGAAGUACAACUGAAUUGGUAAAACGAUCAGAGAUAAUUUGUGAAUUGGAAGCAAUCAUAACUGAGAUGCCAUCUUUGAAAGAUUUGAACAGUACUCGUGAAAUUGUCUUGGUUUCGAUACCGAAACUGACUGCUGAAGCGAAACAGAAUACAGCCAGUCAUUUAAGAUCUUCGCUUGAAAGUCUCAGUGCACCACUUGUUUCUUCUUGUGUUCGUGCACUGAAGAAUCUAUCGUCAUAUGAAUUUGAGAUCAGUCGCCUUUUAGAAGAAAAUGCCAAACGCUUAGAUGGUCAAUUUUUGCAGCUCAAUAGUAGCACUGUAAUAGCGGGAAAACUUCUUCCUCAGAUAGCAAAUCAAAUUCAACUGUCACUGAAGCAAUAUUCUUUGUUAAGCAUGGAAAUUAUCGCAGAAUUCUCUGAAAAGCUAGCAAAAAUUAUUUCAAGACGUAUUUCUGAAAAUGCUCCUUAUGCUACUCGUUUUGUACAACUUCUCUCCAAAGUCGUAUCUAUCUAUCCCGCUAAAGUUGUGCAGUCCUUGGAUCAAAGUUUGCGGCCUCUGCGCAGAGCGAUAUUGUCUCAUUCUCUUGGCAGAAUGUUUAAGGCAGUUGACAACGCUUUUGAAGAAAAUAAUCUGACAAAUUUUUCUGUGGAGAAAAUUGAUUCGACAAUUAAGGAGGAGCUGGGAGGUGUGGAAUGGGAUGAUCAACUGAGUAGAGAAAUGAAGAUUAAUGUGGCAAAAGUGCUUCAGUUGAUUGCACAGAAAAUUGAGCAACAUCUUGUCUUGGACUCACCUACACUUCAAAUGAGUGAGCGCCUCAGCACUGCUCAGGUACAAAAUUAUGCGUUAGUCUCCGUAGCGCAUAUGCUAAGUUUAUCCUGGCCAGAGUACAAUGAACCUCUGAUACGAAUCUCUCAGCAAGUUCGAGAAGCACUUAUGGAAGUGGCACGUUCAUCUGUUUUCACAAUUUUGUUAUCAAUGCACUAUGAGAACUUGGGUGACCCAUCUCCAUAUGUAAAAGAACUUUGCAAUUAUCUUCGCAUUUUGCAUUCCCACUCAUCUUUUCUGAAGUUUGCUGGUUUUGAGGAAGUCUUCAAUUCAUUCCUAGAUUAUGUUAUUGAGUUAUUUUUAAUGAAUUCAUCACUUGUGCGACCUCUUUCUUCAGAUGAGCUCUCACAUUUGUCUUUUGAUUUACAGUACAUUGUCCAUCAUGGACUUUCGUUAUACAAUGUACAGUCUUCUCUUAUGCCUUUUGUAUCCCAAUUUAUUGACGCUUUCAAGCUGUCCGCAGAGCACCUAGCGCGGUCGGAAUCGCUGCCUUUUUGGUUUGUUGUACAAUUGUUGAUAAGUACGAGUGAGGAAAUGCUGUUGUCCCCACAUAUAUCAGCUGGCUGGUCACUGGAAGAAUAUUUAAAAUGGUGUUUAAGCCAUGGCACAGCAGACCGUUUGGAUUUCUUGUCAUCUCUUAUGCAUUCCUAUACUUCAUCUGUUAUUUUAUCUAGUCGUACCGAGUAUGUCACUAAUUACCCUCUAAUCAUGAACGUUUUACAAAAGAUUGCCUCCAAGAGCUGA
Molecule: messenger RNA, 1959 nt
Organism: Cercopithifilaria johnstoni
Lineage: Eukaryota; Metazoa; Nematoda; Chromadorea; Rhabditida; Onchocercidae
Source: the annotation of a GenBank genome assembly